Felis catus (domestic cat) is the source of this 3238-nucleotide messenger RNA. RefSeq names its product BTB domain containing 1 (gene BTBD1). The record is from RefSeq and is a predicted model, not a curated record. Gene Ontology annotation, cellular component: cytosol; P-body. Lineage: Eukaryota; Metazoa; Chordata; Mammalia; Carnivora; Felidae. Gene Ontology annotation, molecular function: protein binding. Gene Ontology annotation, biological process: neurogenesis.
CCCGGAAGGCACCGAGGCGGCGCCGGCCUCCGGGGGCGGCCUCGGCGAUGGCGGCUGGGCGGCGGGAGCUCUCUGCCUAGCCCGAGGAGCCGAGCCGCUGGAGGAUGGCCUCUCUCGGGCCGGCCGCUGCGGGCGAGCAGGUCUCUGGAGCCGAGGCGGAGCCGGGCGCCGCGGGGCCUCCGCCUCCUCCGCCGCCGCCGCCGCCGCCGUCCUCUCUGGGGCCCCUGCUCCCCCUGCAGCGGGAGCCACUGUACAACUGGCAGGCGACUAAGGCGUCGCUGAAGGAGCGCUUCGCCUUCCUCUUCAACUCGGAGCUGCUGAGCGAUGUGCGCUUCGUGCUGGGCAAGGGCCGCGGCGGCGCGGCCGCCGGGGGCCCGCAGCGCAUCCCCGCGCACCGCUUCGUGCUGGCGGCCGGCAGCGCCGUCUUCGACGCCAUGUUCAACGGCGGCAUGGCCACCACGUCGGCCGAGAUCGAGCUGCCCGACGUGGAGCCCGCCGCCUUCCUGGCGCUGCUGAGAUUUCUGUAUUCAGAUGAAGUUCAAAUUGGCCCAGAGACGGUUAUGACCACUCUUUAUACUGCUAAGAAAUAUGCAGUCCCAGCCUUGGAAGCACACUGUGUGGAAUUUCUCACCAAACAUCUUAGGGCAGAUAAUGCCUUUAUGUUACUUACUCAGGCCCGAUUAUUUGAUGAACCUCAGCUGGCUAGUCUCUGCCUGGACACGAUAGACAAAAGCACGAUGGAUGCGAUAAGUGCAGAGGGCUUUACUGAUAUCGAUAUAGACACACUCUGUGCCGUUCUGGAAAGAGACACACUUAGUAUUAGAGAGAGUCGACUUUUUGGAGCCGUUGUACGAUGGGCAGAAGCGGAAUGUCAAAGACAACAAUUGCCUGUGACUUUUGGAAACAAACAGAAAGUUCUAGGGAAAGCACUGUCCUUGAUCCGGUUUCCACUGAUGACCAUUGAAGAGUUUGCAGCAGGUCCUGCCCAGUCCGGAAUUUUGUCAGAUCGGGAGGUGGUAAAUCUCUUUCUCCAUUUUACGGUCAAUCCCAAGCCCCGAGUGGAAUACAUCGACCGGCCAAGGUGCUGCCUGCGAGGAAAGGAGUGCUGUAUCCGUAGGUUCCAGCAAGUGGAGAGCCGCUGGGGCUACAGCGGCACGAGCGACCGAAUCAGGUUCACAGUUAAUAGAAGAAUCUCUAUAGUCGGAUUUGGUUUGUAUGGAUCUAUCCACGGACCCACGGAUUAUCAAGUGAAUAUACAGAUCAUUGAAUAUGAAAAAAAACAAACCCUGGGACAGAAUGAUACCGGAUUCAGUUGUGAUGGGACUGCUAACACAUUCAGGGUCAUGUUCAAAGAACCUAUAGAGAUCCUGCCCAAUGUGUGCUACACAGCAUGCGCCACACUCAAAGGCCCAGAUUCCCACUAUGGCACAAAAGGAUUGAAGAAAGUCGUGCAUGAGGCACCUGCUGCUGGAAGACUGUUUUUUUUCUUUUUUAGUUCCCCGGGCAAUAAUAACGGCACUUCGAUAGAAGAUGGACAGAUACCAGAAAUCAUAUUUUAUACAUAAUCCAGCAUUCUGAUACAUCUUGGCUAAAGAGUACCAUACAGUCUAGUCUCAAAGGCCUAUAAAACUGGCCACAAAAAAUAGUCUGAAUGUCACGAAUAUUUAUAAUUGUGAGAUAAGAAACAUUUUGGUUUCUUAGAGGAGAUGAACAAUAUUGAUUUAAAUCUCUGCAUGGUUUAAAAGCAGAUUUUCCUUUUUCUUAUAACCUUAGGGAAAAAGAGAACUGGGUGUAACCUUAAAAAAGCUGUUUCAGCUUUAUCUUGUAUAAUUUCAUAGAUGAGCUGACUCAUGGUCUUUCCACAGUUUUAUAAUUGAAAGAUUCUUGUUUUAGACAGAUGGUUGUGUUGUUGUUUUAACUGUUGUGAGGGUUAGAUGAGAUGGACUUCUAGGCUUAUCUAUUUUGAAGAUUACAUGAGAUGAGACGGGUCAGUAUUCCUACAGAAUUCCUAUUAAUUCAAAUAACUGAUUUCAGAAAAUUAAGAAAACUGACCUUAUAUUUGGAGUUUUGAAAUAUCUGGUUGUUAGCAUUCAUAAUAUUUCUAGAAGCAGGCCUAAUAAAUGCCCAAGAACAUUUUCAAUGCAUUUACAAAAAAGGAUAUUUUAUAAUAGUAUAGUCAUGUGUUACAUAGUACAGCUUUAAACUAUAAAUGGCGUUGGUACAAAUUCACAAUAAUGUGAUAUAAACAGAGGAUCUAAAGGUAUAGUCUAGGACUGGAUUCUUUAUCACUAAGGUGUACCACUGCACUUGUUGGUAGCUGUCCGGGGGAUGGUCCUGAGGAUGCCCGAGACUGAGAUGGUGACUGGCUACACGGGCAUCAGUUCCACAUUGUGGCGAUAAUCUAACACAACAGGAAACUGAAUAAAAUACUAACCUUUCUGACAACUACUUUGAAAUUUUAAAGAUCUCCAACAGCAUCACUCCUGCUGAAAAGUGUACUUUCUGUCACCGACACAGUUCUACCCAGGAAGUAAGAUAUGUUUCAUGUUUAUACCUCCUUCAUGUCACAGGUUAUAGCCGUUUUGGGAGGGGAUAGGAAGUAUACCUGGCAGAAUAACAUUUAUAUACUUUUUUAUAAAGCAAAAUUUUUAUAUAAAUAACAUCUUUUUCCCUUGAAAACGAUUAUCUUGUUAAAAAAAACCCUAUGUGUAAUUAAAAUCUAUCACAUAGUUUGGGAAGAUGAUUAAAAAAAUCACAAUUCUUUAAGUAACAGCUUAAAAAGAAUUUUUUCUAAAUAAUAGUAAUUAGGACAAAAAAUUUCAUUUAAAAUAGUACUUCAUUUUAUAUUUUCAAGGAGGUAGUGAUGUGUGUCGGUGGCAGAGGUCUCAAAGUCGCUGAAGAAGGGAAAUUUUUCUCUGGUAACAUGAUCAUAUGGACAUAAACCUCAGUUAACUGGAAAAUCUAUGGAAUGUGUCGUUCUGGUUAAUUACAGAUUAACUGGCAGGCACAUUAACCAGCUGUAGUAACCAUUAUGGAAAGUACUUCCACCUUAAAGUGUGGAAUAGGUAAGUAAGUUCAUGGUUUUUGACAUUAGAGGCAUUUCAAGGGCUUUUCAAGUACGUUGCACUGAACAAGGAUUGUAACUGAAGGUGCUACAGAACGUACAAGAACCGGAACUGUUUACGGAUCUGGGACAUCCCCUGGAAUUUUUAAAAAAUAAAUAUUAUCCUUGUAUUUA